AUGUUGGGAUGGGUGCAGAACGACCCGGUCGCAGAUGACUCCAAGAUUUUAGAGCCACCGGAGACUCCCGCCCCUGUUUUCGCCCUUCGCGCGUUCCAGAGUGCCUUGUUUGGAACGCCCAAGGCUGAUGACGAGGACAAUACCACGGUCCAGCUGAAGCCAAAACAGAAACUUGAGAAUCACGAGCAGAAUCCGUCGACCUCAAGAGAAGCGCCCGCGGAGCCAAAGGGUGAUGUUGCCCAGGCUACAAAAGCGGAUAUCGAUCUCGCGGUGAAUGCGAUGGCGUCUCCGACUAAAAGCAUCCUCAUGACGCCAGGGACCGUGUCAAACCGCCGGAAGACAGUUUCUUUUGGGGAAAGCGUUAUCGACAACGAGCGCAAGCGAGACGAUCCGUCGAGCAAGAUUGUCAGGACUCCCGCAAACCCGUCAACCAGUGCUAGCAGCCAGUGGAUAUCCAGUUCUUCAGAUAAGCCGCGAAGCAAGCUUACACAAACGUUAAUGGACUCACGUGAAAAGCCUAGCAGGAGUUCUGAACAAUUUUUACAGAAAUCUAGCGAGGCGCGUACAUCAGAGACCCCAUCUCGAUCCCAACCCUUGACGGAAAAUGAUGAUAACGAGGACACUAUUAAUAUGAACGAGCCGAGAUCCCAAUCUGGCAAAUACUGGAAAGAAGAAUUUGAUAACUAUAGGAUGAGGACGACGCUGGAGAUCAAAAGACUGAUCCAGUACCGCUCCGCGGCUAAAACAUAUGCCAGGAAAAAAGACGAAGAGGCCUCACGUUUAACUGCGAAAUUGAAGGAGGAGGAACUGAAAGUUGCUGAAAUGGAACGUCAUGUCACCCAACUUGCCUCUACUAUGGUUGCGGAAAGCACUCGCGCAGACAAGGAGCAAUUGGUCCAGGAUCUCACCAGGCAAACAGCAUUGGCCUUACAGUACAAACAUAAGGUUGGCCUACUACGCAAGAUCCUAGAGCAGCAUGGCGUUGUUGGCAGCGAUGUAGAAGAUAUUGCUGGACCGUCCGACGUUAGUACCUCUUCAAAGGAAGCCUCUCAGGCAUUGCGCAAAACCCAGCAGGCUCUGGCCCAAGCGAAUGCUCGGAUCGAAGAGAUGAAACAACAGCAGUCAGAAUUCGAUAAACUGAAAGACCUUGCUCUCAGCUCGGAACAGAAAGCUUCCGAACUCAAGAAGGAAAAUACGAUGCUCAAGCACACGUUAGCACGCGUCAAGCAGGAGAUGUCCAAGUACGAGGGUCGGCGCAAAGAAAAGGAAGCGAAGUUGAGGCAGAGGGAGGCUAAACUCGAAGCCCGGAUUCAGGAGUGCCGAGAUCGCUUAAAAUCUACUUCCCAGCAGUAUCGCGAACAGGAGGAAGAACUCAAGGAAUCCUUCAACGAAGAGCGUCGUCAAAUGCAGGAGCAAAUUGACCUUCUGAGGCUGACGGUCAAAGCGAUUGAGAGUGCACCCGAGACGCGGGCGCGAAUGCGCCAGUCAGACCGCCAUAAUGGUUACACCGGGGUCCAGGUUCCCGAUCCGCGACAGAUCAGCCCCCAAAGAAGAGCCUACGAUGAGACCGAGGAGACUGAGGAGCCCCCCAGCCCGAGCCCUCGUGCGAAGGAUCGUCGUGCCAAUGGCACGAGAAAUGACCUAGUCGACCUGGAUUUGUUAAAGGCGAUGAAAGAAGUGGGGAUCGACACCAGUGACGAGAAGUUCAGUAACAUGCUCAAUAUUUCUCCUGUCAAAACCCUAGCUGCUCAGUAUCGAGACGAGACGGACGUUCUUCCUCCUUCCUCGCCUCCUCCGAUUCCAACCGUCGAGACAGGUACCUGGUCGGGUACGAAUCUCCGACGAAGUACUGACCACCGUCUCGCGUAUUUAACCAGCAAUGGAAUCGUGGGGUCACUCCCUAGUCGCCGUCUCCGCCUAGAUGAUAGCCAUCAGAUCCGCCCAGACCGUUUACGAACCCGCCGCUCGCCUACGAAGUACAGUCUCGAUGCCCUAUCUGCUCUUCCUGACGGGUACCUUCUUGAUCGUGCAAAAAGACGGCAACCUGCCGCCACCUCACAACGGGAUUCCUUGCCAUUAGAGCGACAACUCGCCGCUCAGGCAAGACUCCAUCGAAAGGAUGAGACACGAAAAGGUCGAGAAGGCAAGGAGAACAUUCGAACAUCGUUGAAGCACUGA
This is a messenger RNA of Aspergillus ochraceoroseus IBT 24754, 2178 nucleotides long. RefSeq lists its product as uncharacterized. The record is from RefSeq and is a predicted model, not a curated record. NCBI's taxonomy places the organism in Eukaryota, Fungi, Ascomycota, Eurotiomycetes, Eurotiales, Aspergillaceae. Bases 1 to 2178 code for a protein of 725 amino acids. The transcript is spliced from 2 exons.